Messenger RNA from Cotesia congregata, 762 nucleotides. Lineage: Eukaryota; Metazoa; Arthropoda; Insecta; Hymenoptera; Braconidae. The record is from the annotation of a GenBank genome assembly.
AUGAGGCUGGUAAUAAUAAAACGCACCGCGGUUCGUCCGGGCCGGAUGGCCGUCCGUCUUCGAGUGAAUGUCUUAUUGGUUAUUUCUGGCGGCCGCCUCUUGCGUCUCGUUACCUUCUUUGCGGACGCUUUUGGACCGAGAGAGAAAAAGAGACAGAGAGAGGAACAAUAUAAAAAGUUUACGAAAUUUCCGAAGUUACGUCGGUGCAUUAGAAGAAUAAUAAUAAAAAAAAAGAGACUAGAGAGCAUAAAAGAUAAAAGGUCGCCAAGAAACGCGUGGAUUUAUUCGUCGAACAAUGUCAUUGUCCGUUUAUCUCAGCGGAAAACUGAAGUAAAGUUAACUUGCGAAAAGAAGAAACAAAGCAAUAUAAUAUUUAAGGGGAAAAAGUACAGCAAUAAAACGAGACCAGAGACAAAUAAUACCAGCAGAGGAAGCAUUAACAAAGGCUCAGAAAAUGAGAUGCCAGUGGAUCUCGUCCCAAGUCCAUCAUUGGAACAACUUGGAAUACACCCUAGGAUGCAACCGAAAGCAAUGAAACAGUGGUUAGGAGUCUCAUCAAGCAAAGUAAGCGGUUGGAUAAAAUGGCUUGUCGACAUACUCGGAAAGGCAUUAUGGUGGCAAGCUGCGAUUCAAAAGAGUUUAGAUGUAAUUAUGGCAAUUGUUGAAGCAAUUCAGUUUUUUACUCGUCGAACUAAAUUAGAAGAAGCGUUUGAUCACGGCAACAAAUAUUUCUUGCAGACAACUACUUACUUCAAUAAUUGA